This is a messenger RNA of Oryzias latipes (Japanese medaka), 1420 nucleotides long. RefSeq names its product collectin sub-family member 11 (gene colec11). The record is from RefSeq and is a predicted model, not a curated record. Lineage: Eukaryota; Metazoa; Chordata; Actinopteri; Beloniformes; Adrianichthyidae.
CAUACCAUCAGGGCCUCAUUAAUAUCAUUUCCUCCAGACUUUCCCAGCCAAUUAUGUGUGGAGCCCCAACUGCUUCAGACUUUAUCUGUGAAGUGUUUAUAAAUCUCUCCCUCAGAGAUAUCACCCCGCAUUCUGUGGUGCCUGAGGAGGAACAGGCGAUGUGUCUGUUCAGACGUCAGUUCUCAAAGCUCCUUUAAACCUUUACAAGCUGGAAAUACCGUUUUUCGUUCUCUCAUAAAACCUCUCCAACAGUUUAUCCUUCACUCCAACCUUUACUAGAAGAUGUCAGGAAAGAGGCUUUUGCUUUCUGCAAUAAUCCUAUCCAUAUUAAUACAUUUACUGUCAACGCAGCCUUCAUUUGGUCAGCUCCUGACAGAAGAGUCCUGCACCGUUCAGAUCCUUGUCCCUGGACUAAAAGGAGAACCAGGAGACAAAGGGCAAAAAGGAACUCCCGGCAGGCCAGGAAGAGUUGGACCUCCGGGAGAAAUGGGACAACAUGGCCUUAAGGGACAGAAAGGCAUUAUGGGACGCUAUGGAAAAGUUGGUCCACCUGGAAUGAAAGGGUCAAAAGGAGACAUGGGUGAUCCUGGUUCUAAGGGCCCCAAUGGAGAGCCAGGUGUCCCAUGUGAGUGCACGCCAAUGAGAAAGAUGAUCGGAGAAAUGGACAUUCUUGUGGCCCAGUUGUCUUCAGAGCUUAAAUUCAUAAAAAAUGCACUGCCCUCCCCUGCAGCUGUUGCUGGCAUAAAAGAGACAGACAGUAAGGUGUAUCUGCUGGUGAAAGAGGAGAAGCCUUACAGCGACGCCAAAGUCUCCUGUCAGGCGAGGGGAGGGCACCUGGCCAUGCCGAAGGACGAGGGCGCCAACCAGGUCAUUGCAGGCUACAUCACCGAAGCCAGCCUGAGCAGGGUCUACAUCGGCAUUCAUGACCUUGACCGCGAGGGGAUUUUCACUUACGUGGAUCGGUCUCCCAUGACCACCUUCAGCAGAUGGAGAAAAGGCGAGCCCAACAACGCAUACGAUGAUGAGGACUGCGCUGAGAUGACGGCCUCUGGGGAGUGGACUGAUGUGGCCUGCCACCUCACCAUGUAUUUUAUUUGUGAAUUUGACAAAGACAUGAUCUGAAUCUAGUUAAUAAACGCUAAAGAAUGAGUAAAGCAGCUUGAAACCUUCAAUGACGAAACACCUGUUUUUCCUCUUUAUUUCUUAAACUAACAGGCUAUUUAUUUUUUAUCUUGAAAGGCAGCCUGAAUUUUGUUGGAUUUAACUAUUCCAAGUGCGUCUCUGAUCUCGUUUUGGAUGAUUCAUUAGUGUUUCCCAGGCAGUCUAUUGAGCGUUAUUGUUAUGCAAGCAACUCUGUAACUGUGUAGUUGAGAAAAAUGGCAAAUAAGCAAAAACCUGUGAAUUAAAAAAAAAAAAAAAA